CAAGAGUUAGGUUACUUCGCGGACAGUUGCUGUCUGUUCCUAAACUGGAAGUAAAAAUUGUGUCGAUUGAACCACCAGGCGUUCUGUUGGCAGCGCAAGAAACGUCCAGCAUGUUUUAUUCUGACUCCGUUGGCGGCUGAAGUGGUCGGGUCGAGGAGGCGGGUAGAUUUUCCGGGCCCUCAACCUACAGACGGCAGGUUAACGCUUCCAAUAUCGCCCGAGAAAAGCGGUUUCGUGGUAGUCAGUGGGCGUUAGUUGAUCGAGGAAGUACUGGGUCAUUGUGACAUUGCAUGAAUAUAGCAUCUUCAGCCUUUCAAGGACCUACCACAAGAAUAUCGCCAGUAAAUUUUGACACUGAACCACAUAAUAUGUUAGGAUUGACGACCUUGUUCGGAGGUUCCAUCUCCUUUGAAGGACGUUUACAUUGAGAUGAAAUGCAUUAAUUAUAGAAACAAUCAUCUAGUUGAUUCUAUUCUUGAAGGAAGGCUACUUCAGUUUACCAAAGACCUAACUCCUGUUGGCAUCAUUCAAUGCCCAACUCUAGUGACUAUCAACCACCAAAGCCUACUGGAAACGUAAAGAAUAUUGAUGUUCUUGAGGAGAUUGCUGCUAGCGAUCUACCAGGACCUUCUAAUUCCAAUCUGUUUUCCUGUUAUGGUGCUCCAUCAUUCAAUCUAAGUUCCAGUGCAGAAGGACAUGGGCCAUGGAUGUUUCCUGUCGUCCAGGCACGAGAAGUGUUUUACAAUGUCUGCUCAGAUUAUGGAUUGCUAAACAAAGCUUCCAUUAUUGCCAAUACCCCAUGCAGUUCCAGCGAACCGACUCCUGUCCAGGAUGGAUCUUCUUCAGUUGGUGCUGCGGGACAUAAUUCUAAUUAUGUACAACUUCAAGUUGAUCCUCCAGAUGUAACCCAUAGAGGUAAUGCAGAAAUGGUUGCUAUGCCUGUCAGCCAAGGGAAACGGCUGCUUGCCUGGGAGAUAGAUACAUCAGAUUUUAAUAUAGUAACAUCUAAAUUGAAAAGUAGAACAGGUAGCCUGAAGAAGCAAAGUACAAAAAAGAUUACACCACUUGAGAAAUACAACAAAAAAAAUGAUUCUUCUCCAUAUACAGUUCUGGAAGAAAUGAAACAGCGCAAAGUUUUGGAUCUUCGGAGAUGGUAUUGCAUCAGUCGCCCACAAUACAAGACUUCAUGUGGAAUAUCCUCUUUGGUUUCAUGCUGGAACUACCUAUUUAGUACCUGUGGAACAGGAAGUCUUCCACCAAUUACACAGGAGGAGGCUUUGCAUAUCUUGGGUUUUCGCCAGCCCUUUGAAGAUAUUAAAUUUGGGCCCUUUACAGGAAAUGCAACACUAAUGAGAUGGUUUAGACAGCUUAAUGAGCAUUUUCAUAUGAGAGGCUGUUCCUAUGUUCUGUACAAACCCCAUGGAAAAAACAGAACAGCUGGAGAAACUGCUGAAGGUGCCUUACUGAAGUUAACUCAAGGCCUGAAGGAUGAAUCAAUGGCUUUUAUAUAUCAUUGCCAGAAUCAUUACUUCUGUCCCAUUGGAUUUGAGGCUACCCCUUUAAAGGCAUGCAAAGCAUUUCGAGGCAAACUCCCAAUUGAAGAAAUGGAAUUUUGGAUCUUAAUCGGUGAACCAAGUAAGAAACAUCCAGCCAUUCACUGCAAAAAGUGGACAGACAUAGUGACAGAUCUCAACACACAGAAUCCUGAAUACCUUGAUAUUCGAAAUCCUGAAAAGGGUAUACAAUACAGGAAAACCAAAAAGGUCGGAGGAAAUUUGCAUUGCAUAAUAGCAUUCCAAAAACUGAACUGGCAAAAAUUAAGCACUUGGAUGAUGAAUAUUGGAAAUUUUAGAUGUGAACCACUUUCUAAAGUAUUAGAAUGCAAAGCCAGUAGCUCUACCACUGGUUUGGAAAGAGUUUUAAAUGAUCGAGAACCAUCAGUGAAUGACAAGAAUAAUGGUGAAGGAUUUCAACAAGCAUCUGAAUGGAAACACAUUGCAAGUCCAUAUGAAUACCGAGAUUGUGGCUCUCCUGAAAGUGAGACAGAUGAAGAGAGCAGCUGCACCAUGGGAGUUCAGGGACUGUGGAAGCUGUUGGAGUGUACAGGACAACCAAUCAGUCCAGAAUGUCUUGAAGGAAAAAUACUCGCUGUCGAUAUCAGCAUUUGGUUAAACCAAGCCAUGAAAGGAGCACGAGAUCGCCAUGGUAAUUCUCUACCAAAUGCCCACCUUUUGAUUUUGUUCCAUCGACUUUGUAAAUUGUUGUUUCAUCGAAUACGACCAUUAGUUGUUUUUGAUGGAAAGAUGCCACUACUGAAGAAGCAAACUUUGGAAAAUAGGUGGAAGAGAAAGGAGCUGGUAGUGAAAGACACGAAGAAAACCACAGACAAACUAAUGAGAACUUUCUUGAAGAGGCUUGCCCUGAAAACAGCAUUAGGAGGCACAAGUGAUGAGAUCAUCCCCAGUCUUUCUCAGGUGAGAAGAGGAGAAACUGAUGAUAUUUUCAACCUGCCUUCCUUGGCACAGAAAGAGGAAAACAGCUCGGAUGAAGAGAGAGAGAAGGACUGGGAAGAAAGGAUGAAGAGUGAAAGAUUAUUGCAGAAUGAAUUUCUUGAGAAUCCUAAUUCUGUCGACAUUGAUUCUGAAGACUUUGCAAGUUUGCCUCCAGAGGUAAGGCACGAAAUCUUGACAGACCUGAAAGAAUUCAGCAAGCGUCGAAGAAGUAUAAUGGAGCCUAUGCCUCAGGAGUCAACUGAUUUUUCCCAGUACCAGUUGUCUGGUUUACUUAAACGCAACAGACUCAACCAGCAUAUUCAAGGUGUUCAGAAAGAGAUGAACCGACAAUACUGUGGUGAAAUCCAAGUGGAGUGUGAUAACGAAGGGGGAUUCUUUAAGGAUAUGGAAGCUAGGCGGCUUGUAUCAGAAGAUGCUUCACACUACAUUCUGAUAAAGGGAAUUCAAUCAAAAAACAAUGAAGGUACAGAGGGAAAUAAACAAAACACACCAGAAAAAAAUAUCAAUUCAGCUGUUACAACGGCACCAUCAAGUGCUGGUUGGGAUCCCUUUAAAAAUUUAAGUCCAACAUCGCUUCCAACAACAAACAUGAUGAAAGCUGAGAAUGAUGGUGCUGCUGCGAGGGAUUGUCCUUCUCCACGGACAAUGAUUGCUGUUGAGGCUGCCAUGUUAGAAAGUGGUUCAGAUGAUGGAACAGAGUCUGGAGAAGAUAAGUUAUUUCCACUUGGAUGUAGUAGCACUCUUUAUUCAGCUGAUACUGCUUCCGAAAAUAUAAACGUAUCACCAAGGACACAUCAAGCCAUCCGGCAAGCUUUAGAAGAAGAUGAAUUAAUAAAUAUUGCAAGGAAGGACAAUGAAAGUGAAUGUAGCAAUGGUAGAAAGCAAGUAGCCAAAAGCUGCAGCUCAAAUGAUGAGCAUAAAGAUCAAGAGAUAUUUGGCAGUGAUUGUGAAGAUCUUGCAAUACCAUUAAGUCCAAAGAUCACUCAAAGAAAGUCUAGAGUACACGGAAAUGAUCAAAACUGCAAAAUGCAAUCUAAGCUUCCUGUAGCAGAGGGAAUUUCUCCAGUCAGUACAACAGAACAAAAUAACAAUGUUGCAACAGGAGAUAUAACCAAACAUAAAAUUGAACAGAUAAGUUUUCAAACUUCGGAAAAUGUGAAGGAGCACAAGAGUAUUAAUGAGGAGCACUUGGAUAGUAACAGCAGGAAAUGUAUUCAUCCACCUGGGACAGUUAACUUCCUAGAAAAUCAGAGCACGAAUGGUGGAACUAUUCCAGGUAUACAACAACCUUUACUUAUUCCUGCUCUGGGUACUCAGCCUUCUGAUGAUCCUAAAAAGCUUCCCUCACUGCAGAUAAAAGGAGAACUAGAGGAAGACUCUAUUGAAGAACUAUAUGGAGAUCAGGAAAAAUAUGCAAACAAUGAAGACCAAAGUGACUCAGAGGGUAGCUUCAUUGAAGUCAUUAAUACCAAUAAAACACCACUGAAAAAUGAGCUCUUUCCUCUUGAUAUCUUCGUACCCUUGAUUCCUGCAAGUGAACCCAUGCCGAAGCCUGGUGAUGAUCUGGAAGGUAGUUUUGAAAUUGCACAGAUAGUCGAGGAACAAUCUGCAGUUAUUGGUGAUCAUGUGGACAAGAUUGAGAAAAUUGUUCAACAAGGUACGAAGGAAGAGCCUGAUCAACCCAAAGGAACAGAUGUGGAAGAAACCACAACUGAUGAAUGGAGUGAACUAAAUCUGGCUGAAGUAGGGGAAUUGGAAAACAGCUUGUUCUUGGAACAAUCUGGUCUACAAUCUCAGAAACAAAAGCAGGAACGUGUUGCUGCCACGGUCACAGGACAAAUGUACCUGGAAGCUCAGGAGUUGUUGCGAAUUUUUGGAAUUCCUUAUAUUGUUGCUCCCACGGAGGCAGAAGCUCAAUGUGCUUACCUGGAUAUGACUGACCAAACUAGUGGAACCAUCACUGAUGAUAGCGAUAUAUGGCUGUUCGGAGCACGUCAUGUGUAUAAGAAUUUCUUCAAUCAAGAUAAGUAUGUGGAAUAUUACCAGUACAUCCAUCUUCAUAACCAACUUGGCCUUGAUAGACGAAAACUGAUAAACCUUGCUUAUUUUCUGGGCAGUGACUACACUGAGGGGAUCCCUGGUGUAGGUUAUGUAACAGCAAUGGAACUCCUUAACGAAUUCCUUGGGCCUGGACUGGAGCCACUUUAUCGUAUUCGAGAUUGGUGGACUGAAGCCCAGAAAAAUAAAAAAUUAAGAGAGAAUCCAAGUGAUACAACAGUGAAGAAAAAACUGCGUCACCUGGACAUCUAUUCAGGGUUUCCAAAUCCAGCUGUGGCAGAAGCGUAUUUAAAACCGGUUGUAGAUGAAUCCAAAGAAUCACUGUCCUGGGGAAGACCAGACCUUGAUGAGAUCAGAGAAUUUUGUCAGAAUCGUUUUGGUUGGACAAGGAAGAAGACUGAUGAAGUAUUUUUACCUGUAAUGAAGCAGCUCAACGCUCAACAAUCACAACCACGUAUUGAUACCUUCUUCAGAGUGGAACAGUAUGAGAAACAAACAAUAAAAAGCCAAAGGCUUCGCAGAGCUGUGACUUGUAUGUUGAGAAAAGAAGAAGAAACUUCAACAGAGGGACAUGUAACUGCUGAUAUACCAGAGGGGACUGCUAACUCAGCAGAAGAGGCUCAGGAAGUUGCCUUGGGAACCAAAAGUAAAUUCAGCAAUUCCCAAUUAAAAUGCAGAAAGAGAAAGCAGCCAAAGCAAUCUCCAGAUCAGCCAUCUGGAGGAGGUUUCAUUGGACCAAUUAAUCUCUCUGAAGAGUCAAGCCAUUCUGGAGAUGAUGAGUCUGAAUUUAUGUCAAAAAAAUACCCUAAAACAGUGAGUUUUGUUAGAAAAACGCCAGAAGAGCAGAUGAAAAAUCAAAAUGAUAAAACUGCCCAUAGGAGUGGUAGCUCAAGUGAGGAGAAUGAAGAUGAUAAUUGUAUGGUGACAGCUAAACCUGUGUUUGUACAUAGAGGAAGGAUGAAAGGACUUAAAACAAAGCAAAGAAUGAAAUUAAAGAAAUAAUUAUUCGCCAUUACAGCACCCUUUUCUGUACUGGUAAAUAGAUAUUGGCUUGAAAUACCUAUUUGUAUUUCAGCAGGAUGAAAUUUGAAGGCUUGUCUCUUUCAAAAUCUGUUAAUUCAAGGUUAAAUCCCAUUGCUGUCUAUUAGAGGCCCAAAGUUCUGAUUAUCCAACUUGCAAGCAAUUUACAGUUGGAAUAAAUUGAAUGUAUGCUUGUCAUGUGAAAUAUUGCUUGAAAAACUUUUAAAGUUCUUAAGUUAUCUGAAGUUUUGGUUCAAAGCUGCUACUUUGAAUGAUUUAUCAUGUUUCAGUGUAAAAAAAAAUCAACUAUUUUACUAUGCAGAGUAGAUUAAAGGCAUUUUUAAAGACAUCACGAUUAUGUGCAACAGAAGAUAACCUGGAAAACCAUGUGAAUAUGUUGUAUUGAUUAAAUGUAUACCACAAAAUGGUGACUUGUACAAAUCAACCCACAACUGCUUCUGUUUAUAGGAAAAUACAUUACUGUGAUCUUCAAAGUAUCUGGGACAAAGCUACUGCCAAAAUUUAUUUAAGCUAUAGAUCAGGUUGCACAUUAACUAAUCCACUGAUACUUUUUAAACACUCCUGUGUUUUGAAACUUCUGGGUAUGGUCACAUUCUACAGAUUAAUUUACAAAUGUGAACUAUUGUGGAAUUUAUCUCUGUAGUUGGUUAUGUUUUUUUAGAAAUUGGAAAAUGUUUGAAAAUAGAAACAUUUGUGAAUGCAAACAAUAUGUUUCCAAAACUGACAGAUUUGAUAUGCCAGUGACAACUGCCAGAGGGACUAUUUGGUUCUUGUAGCAGAAUAGUAAUAAAUUAUGGCUAAUUUAGAAGUCUCAUCUAUUCAUUUUGCUCCAUACCUGCUGAUGGAUCGUUUUGUAUAAAUUGUUGCACUUUGAUGUUGAGGAAUAAAUGCAAUCAAAAUAUUUGGUAGAAAAUGGCAAAGAGGUUUUACAAAUCUCUCCUUUGGUUUGAUUUGUGGAAAUUAUUUUUUUCAGGUCUGUCUAUUUGC
Messenger RNA from Mobula hypostoma (lesser devil ray), 6599 nucleotides. RefSeq names its product excision repair cross-complementation group 5 (gene ercc5). The coding region runs from base 531 to 5573 and encodes 1680 amino acids. NCBI's taxonomy places the organism in Eukaryota, Metazoa, Chordata, Chondrichthyes, Myliobatiformes, Myliobatidae. Gene Ontology annotation, molecular function: single-stranded DNA binding; DNA endonuclease activity. The transcript has 25 exons. Gene Ontology annotation, biological process: nucleotide-excision repair. Gene Ontology annotation, cellular component: nucleus. The record is from RefSeq and is a predicted model, not a curated record.